AUUCGGAUUUUCCUGCACAGCCCUAGAACUCAUCAGCCACACUUGCUCGGUUCUCAUUCUAGCGAUUCCCGUCAACAAUGUCGGAAGUGAUUAUUGUUUUGAUGCUAGGGUUUUGAUCGUUCUUCCACGUUGUUUAGUUUCAUUCAGAUGGCUUGCCGAUUGAUGUUAAAAAGACAGGGCACUCUCUUGCGGAGAUGGUACCACCCGUCAUUGAGCCACAUUGUUCAUCGCGAUCAUGAAAGUGAUGAGAAUUUUCAAUCGCCGUGUCCAAGUCAACCUGGAUAUGGAAUUAGCGAUAUUGUUAUGUCACAGAAUCAUACUAGAAAUAACAUAGGUGGUAAUGGGGGUUUCGGAUCACUUUGUGGGCAGAAGAAAUGUUUGCCUGCUUUUCUUUUCCCAGCAGCAGCUGGGAUUGGACCGUCAUUGCCUAGAUACAUGUCAAGUGCAACUACAGAAGGCUCUGACAAAGUUGACAAUCUUGGUGACAUUGCCCAUGUUUUUACUGAUGAAACUGUGGAAGCAGUUUCUUCAGUAGCUCCUGCCGUUAAUGAGGUGGCUGUUGCAGCUGCUGAUUCCUCCUUCCCAGUUGCUGCACUGCAACACUUGAUUGAUGCUGUUCAUUCAUUUACUGGAUUGAAUUGGUGGGCAGCUAUUGCUGUAACAACUAUUUUAAUUCGAGGAGCAACAUUGCCUUUACUCAUCAGUCAACUUGAGGCCUCACCAUAUUAUCGAAUUCGCUGUAUUUUAGUCCGAUUUUGUCCUGGAUUUCAUAUUUUAGCUCUCUUUAUCUUCCAGGUGGGCAGCUAUUGCUGUAACAACUAUUUUAAUUCGAGGAGCAACAUUGCCUUUACUCAUCAGUCAACUCAAAGCUACUUAUAA
Molecule: messenger RNA, 879 nt
Organism: Chenopodium quinoa (quinoa)
Lineage: Eukaryota; Viridiplantae; Streptophyta; Magnoliopsida; Caryophyllales; Amaranthaceae
Product: mitochondrial inner membrane protein OXA1-like
Exons: 3
Coding region: 148-879 (243 amino acids)
Biological process (GO): mitochondrial respiratory chain complex IV assembly; protein insertion into mitochondrial inner membrane from matrix
Cellular component (GO): mitochondrial inner membrane
Molecular function (GO): membrane insertase activity
Source: RefSeq, a predicted model, not a curated record